This is a messenger RNA of Mesocestoides corti, 1638 nucleotides long. NCBI's taxonomy places the organism in Eukaryota, Metazoa, Platyhelminthes, Cestoda, Cyclophyllidea, Mesocestoididae. The record is from the annotation of a GenBank genome assembly.
GAUGCUUUAUCAGCUCUUCCAUCUGAAUUUCUGAUCAUCAACCCGGAGAUUGAUGCCCAAGUUAGCAAACGUAAAUCAGAUGAAUCGCCGUAUGCGCAUACAACGCCUUUGACAAUCGAACUAAAGGCACCUACGUCUCCCGCCACGCUUUUAAGCGAGGAUUCGCUUACUUACCUCAACCAGGAUCAGCCCUACGCCAUUGAAAUCAGUGACGCUUACGGCGAGGAAAAAAUUCUCAUUAGGAGUGUGGUUAGAAUCUGCUUCCAUCAGGAACGAAUGCAAAUUAUGGAGGCUCAGCACCUAGCAUUCUGGCAGGCGCACCACCAGGGAGAAAGGUUGCUUGAUCUUGAUUUGGAGGGUUGUUUUAACUGUCAGAAGGCGUACCCCGACCCAGACAAUUUGAAUGCUAUCGUAUGCAUUUGGCAUUCAUCCACACCGUGCAGUAUAUCCGUGAAGGCACACUGUGUUAGUACUGAAUUCACAGCCAAAAAACAUGGGGGAGAAAAAGGUGUACCCUUUCGGAUUCAGGUAAGACACCUUUGCAUUAUUUUCAAGUAUAAAGAACGUCAGUCUAAAAGACUAGUUGAUUCAUUUCGUGAAUAUGGCGCCUCGCAUAUUUACUCGGCCGCUUGCCAGGUCAAAGUAUUCAAACCCAAGGGCGCCGACCGCAAGAACAGGACAGACCGCGAGAAGAUCUAUAAACGCAGUAGUAGUGAUAAGCACUUGCCUUUUGCAAUCAACGGAACCAGGGCGUUUUGCAAGCUUUAUAAUAAGACCCUGCAAUUGUCAAUUUUGUUCAUGCUUAAGCAACUGUAUCGUUCGCCUACACCGACUACCUUUCUGGAAGAAGUCAGCUAUUGUCCGAUGAGUCGACUGGCCAUCAAAGAUUCUGUUCCCUCCACCACAACCAAAUGCUCAGUUUUGGCUGCUCUAGACGACUUUUUAUCCUCAGGCAGCCAGCAGCACCAAACACCGCUGCAGCAACGAAAACCAACUGCACUUUCAACCGCUACCACGACCACCCGUUUAGCACCUUCCCUGCUGCAGUGCAAGCGGUCGGCUCAGGAUGACGAGAGCCUCGACGAGGGACUGAGGGAAAUAAGCCUUGUUGGUGGGAAUGGCGUCAGACAGGCGACAGCUUCUGUUCCGCUGCACCCUCCUCCGGUGAAAAACGGGCGUCUUUUUGGAGAACCCACGGCCUCCGAAAACAGGCAUGCCCUUGAUUUUGCUUAUUUGACGUCUUUGUUUUUUAGAAAUGACCCACCGGCAUCAGAGGUUAACGUGGACGCAUUACCGCUUUCACAGUGUGAAAUCAGCGAGCCCUCGGUCUCUGCGCCGUCUCGGCACUUCGCCCCGCCUCUCUUCUGCAAUCCUCCCAAUGCUGUCGCCGAUGUUGCCACACCACAAGACACCUUCAAGCAGCCCCUCACACUCUCAGUAUCGUCUCACAAGCGCAGUACAACUCCUGGUGAUGCGCCGUGUCCUGGUGCUUGCUCUUGCUGUGGCAGGGCCUGUUUUUCAUACGCCUCAAUCGAACGAAGUUCGGACGUGUCGCUUGAGUGGAGCGUCAAGCGGCAACGCAGGCGGCGUCACACAAAGAUGGGAGUGCGGCAUAUGGUUCGUUCUUUUAUAUUUUGA